AUGGACCUGCACGAAGCCCAGACUCGCCUCGCGGCCUCCUUGCACGACAUCUCCGAGGCCUUCCAGAAGGUCCCCGGCAGCGCCGUCCUGAUCCGCUACAUCCAGUCCAGCUACCAGAACGACCCCAUCCGCUCCGCCAUCGAACUCGUGCUGGUCAUAUUCUUCAUCCGCUACCUGCUGGCCCCCGCCUACCCGACCCAUGGGCCCAACUACGUCAAGCUCAAGGAGGAAGAAAUUGACGAGCUGGUCCAAGACUGGGAGCCCGAGCCCCUAGUCGCAGGGCAGACGCCCUUCGAGGAGGCCGAGGCCGAGAAGCUCCCCGUCAUCGUUGGCCCGACAGGCCCCAAAUCCAAACUCGCCAACGGCAAGACCGUGACCAACCUCGCCUCCUACAACUUCUACAACUUCAAUGCCAAUGAGCAGAUCAAGGAGAAGGCGAUCCAGACCCUGCGAACCUACGGAGUCGGACCCUGCGGGCCCCCCCAGUUCUACGGCACCCAGGAUGUUCACAUGAAGACCGAGGCCGAUAUUGCCGCCUACCUGGGCACCGAGGGCUGCAUUGUCUACGCCCAGGCCUUCUCCACCAUCUCCAGUGUGAUCCCCUCGUUCUGCAAGCGUGGCGAUGUCAUCAUUGCCGACAAGCAGGUCAACUACUCGAUCCGCAAGGGCCUUGACAUCUCGCGCAGUCAGAUCAAGUGGUUCAACCACAACGACAUGGAGGACCUCGAAAGGGUAAUGAAGCAGGUCGUUCGCGAUCAGGCCAAGAAGAAGCUGACCAGACGCUUCAUCGUCACGGAAGGUCUGUUUGAGCUGGUGGGCGACUCUGCGGAUCUGCCCAAGCUGGUUGAGUUGAAGGAGAAGUACAAGUUCCGUAUCAUCCUGGACGAGACGCUGUCCUUCGGAGUCCUGGGCCGUACUGGACGUGGCCUGACCGAAGCCCAAAACGUGGAUUCUUCACAGAUCGACAUGAUUGUUGGUUCACUCGCUGGUCCUCUGUGUGCGGGUGGCGGCUUCUGCGCCGGAAACCGUGACGCCGUGGAGCACCAGCGCAUCACGGCAGCCUCGUAUACCUUCUCUGCCGCUCUGCCAGCCAUGCUCGCCGUGACAGCCAGCGAGACGCUGAACGUUCUUCAGUCCAAUCCUGAGAUCUUGUCUCAGUGCCGCGAGAACAUCAAGACGAUAAAGGCCCAACUGGAUCCAAGAAGCGACUGGGUCAACUGUACCAGUUCGGCCGAGAACCCGAUUUUGCUCCUCAACCUCAAGCCGGAUGUGAUCCGGACGCGGGGGCUUACAUAUGAGGACCAGGAACGGAUUCUGCAGGAGUGUGUUGAUGAGACAUUGAGCAACGGCGUCCUCAUCACGAGGCUGAAGAGCCUGCCGUCCGUGAGGAACAUUGGCACGCCCAAGGACGAGACAUGGGCGAUCCGGCCGGCGCUGAAGGUCUGCGUGACAUCAGGCCUCUCCAAGAAGGAGAUCGAGAAGGCGGGUGUCACGAUCCGCCACGCCAUCACCAAGGUUAUGACACGCAAGACCAACAGGCAAUCGUCACUUGUGGCAUAG
Molecule: messenger RNA, 1560 nt
Organism: Neoarthrinium moseri
Lineage: Eukaryota; Fungi; Ascomycota; Sordariomycetes; Amphisphaeriales; Apiosporaceae
Exons: 4
Coding region: 1-1560 (519 amino acids)
Biological process (GO): ceramide biosynthetic process; sphingosine biosynthetic process
Cellular component (GO): endoplasmic reticulum
Molecular function (GO): pyridoxal phosphate binding; serine C-palmitoyltransferase activity
Source: RefSeq, a predicted model, not a curated record